GACUAACAGAAAAUUAAAUCUCUCCACAGGUCUUCUAGAGUGCACUAAAGCAGAAGAUAACAUAAGAUUUUUAUCUUACCAUGAAAGUGCUACCUGAAGGACAGUUAAGGCUUUGUUUUGUUCAACCAGUACAUCUCACUUUAUGGCUCCUUAUAUUUUUUAUUCUAAAGUCUAUCUCUUGUCUAAAACCUGCUCGACUUCCAAUUUAUCAAAGGAAACCUUUUAUAGCUGCUUGGAAUGCUCCAACAGAUCAGUGUUUGAUAAAAUAUAAUUUAAGACUAAAUUUGAAAAUGUUUCCUGUGAUUGGAAGCCCACUGGCCAAGGCCAGGGGGCAAAAUGUCACUAUAUUUUAUGUCAACAGAUUGGGAUACUAUCCAUGGUAUACAUCACAAGGGGUCCCCAUUAAUGGAGGUCUCCCACAGAACAUAAGUUUACAAGUACAUCUGGAAAAAGCUGACCAAGAUAUUAAUUAUUACAUCCCUGAUGAAGAUUUCAGUGGACUUGCUGUUAUAGAUUGGGAAUAUUGGCGACCACAGUGGGCCCGGAACUGGAAUGCAAAAGACGUCUACAGAAAGAAGUCAAGAAAGCUUAUUACCGAUAUGGGAAAGAAUGUAUCAGCUACGGAUAUUGAAUAUUUAGCUAAAGUGACCUUUGAAGAAAGCGCAAAAGCUUUCAUGAAGGAAACCAUCAAAUUGGGAAUUAAGAGUCGACCCAAAGGUCUUUGGGGUUAUUAUUUAUAUCCUGAUUGUCACAAUUAUAAUGUUUAUGCCCCAAACUAUACUGGGUCAUGCCCAGAAGAGGAAGUCUUGAGGAACAAUGAGCUCUCUUGGCUCUGGAACAGCAGUGCUGCUUUAUAUCCUUCUAUCGGUGUCUGGAAAUCCCUUGGAGACAGUGAAAACAUUUUGCGCUUCUCCCAAUUUCGGGUACAUGAAUCCAUGAGGAUCUCCACCAUGACAUCUCAUGAUUAUGCUCUGCCUGUAUUUGUCUACACAAGGCUAGGGUACAGAGAUGAACCUUUAUUUUUUCUUUCUAAGCAAGAUCUAGUCAGCACCAUAGGAGAAAGUGCUGCCUUGGGAGCUGCAGGCAUUGUUAUUUGGGGAGACAUGAAUUUAACUUCAUCCAAGGCCAACUGUACAAAGGUGAAGCAGUUUGUGAGUUCUGAUUUAGGGAGCUACCUAGCCAAUGUGACCAGAGCUGCUGAGGUAUGCAGCUUUCACCUCUGCAGGAACAAUGGGAGGUGCAUAAGGAAGAUGUGGAACUCACCCACUUACCUUCACUUGAACCCCGCAAGUUACCACAUAGAGGCCUCUGAGGAUGGAGAAUUUACUGUGAAAGGAAGAGCAUCUGAUACAGACCUGGCAGUGAUGGCAGAUACAUUUUCCUGUCAUUGUUAUCAGGGAUAUGAAGGAGCUGAUUGCAGAGAAGUAAAGACGGCUGAUGGCUGUUCUGGGGUUUCCCCUUUUCCUGGUUCACUAAUAACACUUUGUCUACUGCUUUUAGCAAGUUAUCGAAGCAUUCAUUUGUGAGAUAAUUGAGUUUAAAGGGAAUUGUGUGGUCUCUAGCGUAGUCAUUUAAAGAAGGAUGUAACUUAUGACAAUUUUUUUCUCUUAUGAAUUCUACUGAGAGGUAUUAUAAGUAGACAUAUGUAUGUCACUUAACAUAAACAGAAAGAUAUUAUUUUAUUUGCCUCCAAUCUGGCUAGGAAAUCAGAUCUAGAGUAAAGUCAAUGUACACUUCCUCUUUAUUGGAAUAUUUAAGUUGCAUUUAAACUAAAACUAGUAUAAUUUAGUCUUUACAUGAAUGUACAUACAUAAAAUUAUACAUAAAAUUUUAAAUUAUUCAUUUCAAAGACUUUUUUUUUCAAGUUGGCAAUUUAUUUAAGGACACAUUACUAAGUAAUCAUCUGAUUUAACAGAAGGGGUCACCUGGUCAACUGGUCCAUUGAAGAGGACUAACUGCAGUUUCUAUUCUAGCCUCGGGUUCACACUAGGUUUCUAUUUCCCACCUGGACUCAUUGAGUGCAGAACCAUUCCUGGCAUGGCUUCUCAUGAGGGGCCAGAGACUGAGGUAAGGGGGAGUCAUUCCCAACCUACCAAGCACCAAUUCUAAGAUGGCACUUUGCGUCCUUCCUUCACAGACCCUGGCAGUCUGAAUACUGUGAAGGCUUUGGGAUAAUAUUCAUGUUGACCUACGCUGACACUGCUGUAGAUCUGGAAGCUGGAGCCAUAUUAGUAAAAAUGCAGUUGGUGACUUUUGCAAGCAAAAAUCAUUAUGUAGAAAGAGUGACAUUUAAGGGGCCCAGAAGUGCUAUUGAAAAAGAGGUCUAUGCGAAAUAUUAGAUAUUUUUGCUUUCCCCUUCCCAUAUAUGACUUUUGAAUAGGGAAUUUAGAGUCAUUUUGCAUCUAAUUUGAAUCAUGGUUUCACUACGUAUCUGAUUGUGUGACAUUGGGAAAGUUACCUACAGUCACUGUUUUGUUAUCUGAAAAUCAGUACUAUAACUCCUACCUCGAUUAAUUAUUCUGAGGAGUAAAUGGAAUAACAUACCCCUUGCAUACUUGGACUCUGCUGUUGAUCCUCAACUGACUUUAUUUUAUUUUAUUUUUUUGUAGUGAUGUGGUCUUGUUUUGUUAUUCAGGCCGGUCUCGGACUUCUAGGCUCAAGAGAUCCUCUUGCUCAGCCUCCCAAAGUUCUGGGAUUGUAGGUGUGAGCCACUGCACCCAGCCUCAACCAACUCUUGACUACCAAAGUAACAGAAAAGUGCAGGAUAAAACGGAGUCUUGGGCAAUUUUCACUUCUUGAUGCUAUGUUCUGUUUAAAAUCACUUAUACACAUUAUGUUGUUCUCUUGAGAGUCAUGUUUAAUUGAUAGGACUUCCUUCUUCUGGAGACAAUCUACUUGAAAGGUAAACUCAAAAUAAACAUGACGCUGCUGUAGAAGGAAUUAUAGUUGAUUCAACCUCCUUCUUCACCUCUGUUUUUCUGUGAAACAUUUGAAAUCCAGGUGCGUUCUUUUCAACUCUGAGUCUCUGCUCAGACCUCAGUAGGUUUUCAACAAGUAUCGUUAAAUGAAGGAAUUAAUGAGUGAUUCAGAAACCUGAAUUGGUAGAACCUAUAAAUAUGUUGUAAUUUUUUUUAACUCUGCACAUCAAUAGUGAGUUAUUAUAAAGUUCUCCUCAAGCAUUACUGUUCUAUUUUUAUCCUAACAGAUUAGCUUGUACAAUCAUAUAUCCUCAUUCCCCUGUGAAGAAUUGAGACCUGAAGAGAAUAAAUCUCUUGACAAAUUCAAAUGGCGAGUUUGUAAAAGAGCCCAGUUUGUAAUCCCAGUUGCUGAGUUUUCUUUCUAUCAUAACUUUGUCUUCCUCUUCUUGUAAUUGAAUCCAAAUAUACGUGUUCUAAUUUUAAGCAUAAAUUUAAUGCAUUUAAGCAUUUUUCUUAAUUUGGUCUGCUACUACUGGUUACGUUCAAUCAUUUCUCACAUUUUGCAGCUGUAGAUUACCUGUGUAUUUAAUUUGGCUCACUGCUCCUGGAUAGGAAAUCUACCUCCUACUCUGCUUGAUGACCUCGGCUUCUUGGGAUCAUUGUAAAUUUCCUUUAUAGAAACAGCAAGAUACCAGUCACUCUAAUCUUUGGUGCUCUCCUUUAUAAGAGGGAGAUAAUUAAUAAUAAUAAUUAAAAAAAAUUUUUGUCCUUUUAUACAGAUUUAAUGAUAUAAACUAGGUAACAUAGCACAAAGGCUGGCACAUAAAACAUUCUAGGAAAUGUUAGCUGUUAUUAUGAAGUACUUUCAAUAAUGGUUCUCAUUAAAGCUGUGAUAGGUAAUAUUUCUAUUUUGAAGUACAAGAAAUUAUGUAUGACUCAGAAUAGUGAAAUGACUUACUUAAUAUCACACAGAAGUUCCCAGGAUUUAAACCUUUACUUUUGAAACCUCAACUAGUAUUCUUUCCAUCAGAUCUCAGCAGAAACUAUAGAAGACUUAUUUGUACUUUUUAAAAACCAAUUUACAGAGAAAUAUAAUUCACAAGUAUAGUGAUUCUGGUAUCAGGCAGUCAGUGCUUUUUUUGACCCUGUGGAAGAAAAACUGUUAAAUUAACUUGUCUAGUAGCAAUGCACCCAUCUGACAUACUCUAAGUGUCUAAAUUUUAUUUAUUCAUAAAGAAACCAGAGCCUCUUAGGAAAAUGUCUGAUUCCAGGCCUAUCUAAGACAGAAAUUGCUCAAGAUGAGUCUGGAAUCUCUUGUUAUAACAUAAACCAAAGAAGCUAUCAAGGAUUACUAGGAUUGUAUCAAAAGCACCCUUGAGUCAACUUAAACAGCCUCCCACUGUCAAACAUGUGAAAUUUGAAAAUCACUGAAGAAAUACUAACUGCAACGGGUUGAAAUACAUCAGAUAUAUUUAAAUCCAUGAAGUCAAAAUGAUACUAAAAAAACCCCAAAAUUUUUCAUUGUCCUCUUUUGAAUAACUCAUUACUCUGAAAACUGAUAAUCAAUCAUUUAUUCUGCAUUUCCUACAUAAUCUAUACCUGAGCAUAACCAAAUAGUGAAAGAGAGUAAAUUUCUUUUUAUUCAAGCCAAUAAAUGGGGAAAGUAUGAUGUAAUUAGAAUAGAACAAUUUUGUAACUUCUAAUUAAUGGAUAGAGGCAUUGAUCCUCAAUAGUUGCUAAAAUCACAAAAAAGAGUCAACCAGACAAUUAUAUACCACCUAGUUGAAGUAUGAAACAUUAACUAAGAAUAAUCCUUUCAGAAAUCAAGCUGAAAUUUGAUCAGACCUUUAAAAUAUAGCUACUUCCAACGUUUUCAGUAUGGUUUGGGAAAAAAAAAAUCUAUCUACUAACUCAAGAAACAUAAAGAAUAAGGGAAAAUGCUAAACAAGAAGUUAGAGAUGACAUCAUCAAAAUUUAGAUCCUAGGGAAUUCCACAGGACAAACAACUUGAAUUUAUCAACAAAUAGGAAAAAAAAUGGAGAAGGAAUCCAUAUGUAUAUCAACAUGGAGCUUGCUAAAUUAUAGUACAUCUGCAUAUUGGGGUAGUAUUCAAUUUUACAAAGAAAUGAGGAAUAACAUCUAUAUGCUGAUCUCAAAAGAUGUCUAAAAAUUAUCUUGUUUAGACUUUAUUUUGACUGCCUUCUAAUCAUAUUGAGAAAAACUCAUGAUCUCAGAUAUUAGGAAUGUAUUUUUGGUCACAAUUUAGAAAGACUUCCUGGAGAUAGCUAAACUAAAGUUUCUUAAGCAUGUACUGGGCCUGAAAUUCUAAGGAUCUUAUGAAUGUACUGAGUUUGAAAUUCUAUAACAGAUAAAAAGCCAUAAAUGAUUCAAGGAAAUGAUAAUUUCAUCAAGUAAAGGAAACUAGGAAAAGCCAUUUGAAGCCACACACAACAAAUAUAAAAUAAUAUAUGGUGCUGUCAUUGUUUUUGAGAUUUUGCUUAUUCUAAACCUUG
Molecule: messenger RNA, 5431 nt
Organism: Macaca mulatta (Rhesus monkey)
Lineage: Eukaryota; Metazoa; Chordata; Mammalia; Primates; Cercopithecidae
Gene: HYAL4
Product: hyaluronidase 4
Biological process (GO): hyaluronan catabolic process; carbohydrate metabolic process
Cellular component (GO): cytoplasmic vesicle
Molecular function (GO): hyalurononglucosaminidase activity
Source: RefSeq, a predicted model, not a curated record